Platichthys flesus (European flounder) is the source of this 907-nucleotide messenger RNA. RefSeq names its product retinal cone rhodopsin-sensitive cGMP 3',5'-cyclic phosphodiesterase subunit gamma-like. NCBI's taxonomy places the organism in Eukaryota, Metazoa, Chordata, Actinopteri, Pleuronectiformes, Pleuronectidae. Gene Ontology annotation, biological process: positive regulation of epidermal growth factor receptor signaling pathway; visual perception; positive regulation of G protein-coupled receptor signaling pathway. The transcript is spliced from 4 exons. Gene Ontology annotation, molecular function: 3',5'-cyclic-nucleotide phosphodiesterase activity; cGMP binding. The record is from RefSeq and is a predicted model, not a curated record. The coding region runs from base 108 to 329 and encodes 73 amino acids. Gene Ontology annotation, cellular component: photoreceptor outer segment membrane.
UGAGAGCCACAGAGCAGAGAGACUGCAGAAAGAAAGAGAAGCUGCUCUUUGUUCUGCUUUCAUCUUCCACUCAGCAGCUUCACUCCAUCCACCCAUCACCUGCAGACAUGAACACACCAGUGGCAGCACCUGGAGGCAACAAGGCCGCACCCCCCAAGUUCAAACAGAAGGAGACGAGACAGUUCAAAAGCAAAGCUCCCAAAGCUGGACAGAAGGGAUUUGACGAUGUUCCAGGGAUGGAGAGUCUUGGAGGUGCGGAGGUGGUCUGUCCCUGGGAGGCGUUUGGAGACCUGGAGCUGAGCGACCUGGCUCAGUUCGGCCUUGUUUAGCCCCGGAGAUGAAAGGAAACAGUUUAUUCCAGGUGGCUGUGAUCCAGCAGCUUCUCCUUCCUCUCACACUGUCCCUCAAGCUGAGGAGACGUGAUGAUGGAACCAUCGGAGGACGACUGAUGAGUGGAGAAGACGUCUGUCUCUCUCGCCCCGCGGUGAGUGGAGGAACAAGCUCAUGGACGGCAGCACCCAGAAUGACUCUUCUCCUGUCUUCUGCCCCCCCCAGCUGCAGGUGGUAGCAUCAGUCUGAGCUCUACGUUAUCUUUACAUGUCAGUGAUGUCAGGAGGUCUGUGUUGUGGACUGGACGUCCUGUGGAGCCCGGCACACGUGUAAGAGUGUAGCACACUGUACCACUGCCUGGGUUCAGCUACAGGGACCAUCAGGAAUCAGCACGUCUUCAAUCUAAACAAAGUGUCAUCUAUCUAUCUAUCCAUCUAUCUAUCUAUCUAUCUAUCCAUCUAUCUAUCUAUCUAUCCAUCUAUCUGUCUAUCUAUCUAUCUAUCUAUCUAUCCAUCUAUCUGUCUAUCUAUCUGUCUAUCUAUCUAUCUAUCAAUCCAUCUAUCUAUCUAUCUAUCUA